GGCGCUGCAAUUGGAACUCGACGACUGCAACACAGAAAAGGCGGCAACAUUUACGGGUAUGAAUCGCUUCUACCAAUCGCUUUACUCCCCCAAGUUUCCAUCUUAAGAUAUCAGAGCAGGAGCUUAAUGGAGCACGAUCCAUGUUUUUGCAGUCAAAUGGAGCGUUCUCAAGACCGUUAAUGUAAUUGGCUUAGAUGUUUAUGUUGACAAUUCGAACGUCUAGUACAAGGACCAUAUCGAUUCACUUUAUUUAGCCGAUGGACUCGAGAGACAAUAAAGUAGCACCCCAAGGUGAGACGGUUAAGAUUCUAGUUGAGUUCUUGGAGGUGGCCAUUACAUCAAUUGUCUUCCUCAAAGGCAUUUAUCCAUCGGGUGCUUUUGAAAGAAGAAGGUACAUGAAUGCGGUUGUGCAGAGGGCUCGUCAUCCUGAGCUGCAGGAUUACAUCCACUCAACUGUUUCAGGGCUACUUCCUUUCAUCCAAAAGGGACUGGUGGAGAGAGUGGCAGUUAUAUUUUUCAACGGGGAAAAUAUCCAAGUCGAAAGAUUUGUUUUCAAGCUCAUAGUGAACCAGUCUUAUGAAUCAAAGGUCGAAAAUUCCGACCUGGAGUUCGCCUUAAGGUCAUUCUUGAUCAAGCUAUCUGUCACGGAGCCUCUAACCAAGACUCUUCCGCCUGACUGCAAAUGGGAAAUAACUGCCUACUUCCAAACCCUCCCAAGUUCUGGUACAAGUAAAGAUGCAGAGUUAUGGAUCCCAACGGAUACCAAACAAUGGCAACAACCACCAAUAAUCACCCCCAUCAAGUCCAUGAACAGCCAACCUCUGAGUUUGCAGUUAUAUCUAGAACAUCCUAGCUUAUCUGAGCCAAAACCAUGUGAAUAAAUGUGCAUUAUUGUGAAAAGUUUUUGAGCUUGUAUUCUAGCUCUUCUAUACACUACAUAAUAUGUAUGAACUCAUACAACAAUUAUUCCUCUACCAAAAAUGUUUAGAAGCCUCAAAGCGUUCUGAUACUA
Molecule: messenger RNA, 1012 nt
Organism: Cucurbita pepo subsp. pepo (vegetable marrow)
Lineage: Eukaryota; Viridiplantae; Streptophyta; Magnoliopsida; Cucurbitales; Cucurbitaceae
Gene: REV7
Product: DNA-binding HORMA family protein
Cellular component (GO): zeta DNA polymerase complex
Source: RefSeq, a predicted model, not a curated record